Merops nubicus (carmine bee-eater) is the source of this 3018-nucleotide messenger RNA. It is a transcript of the gene CEP120, whose product is annotated as centrosomal protein 120kDa. NCBI's taxonomy places the organism in Eukaryota, Metazoa, Chordata, Aves, Coraciiformes, Meropidae. The transcript is spliced from 20 exons. The record is from RefSeq and is a predicted model, not a curated record. Gene Ontology annotation, biological process: positive regulation of centriole elongation; centrosome cycle; interkinetic nuclear migration. Bases 25 to 3018 code for a protein of 997 amino acids. Gene Ontology annotation, cellular component: centrosome; centriole.
UAUUUUCCCAAAAGACCCAAGCACAUGGUCAUAGUUGAAGCAAAGUUUGAUGGUGAACAGUUGGCUACUGAUCCUGUAGAGCAUACUGAUCAGCCAGAAUUUGCUACAGAAUUGGCUUGGGAGCUUGAUAGGAAAGCACUUCACCAGCACAGGCUGCAGCGUACACCUAUCAAACUCCAAUGUUUUGCAUUGGAUCCUGUAUCUUCAGCUAAAGAGAAUAUAGGCUAUGUUGUACUUGAUUUAAGAGCAGCACAGGAGAAGAAACAGGCGCCAAAAUGGUAUCCUCUGCUUAGUAACAAGUACACUAAAUUUAAAUCUGAGAUACAAGUAGGUGUUGUGUUGGAGACUGAUUCAAAACCACUGGUUGAUGGUUUCAAAGCAAAGGAGGCACCCCCUAGAGAAGGGAAGGCUUCUGCCCUUCUUUCUAGACUAGACCCUAAAACUCUUGUGCCAGUCUUGAAUGAAGAUGAGGGCUAUCAUCAAAUUGGACCAGCAGAGUACUGUAGAGACUACUUUGUCUUGUCUGUAACCAUUGCAUUUGCCACACAGUUGGAACAGUUAGUUCCUAGUACUAUGAAGCUUCCUGAACGACACCCUGAGUUUUUCUUUUAUUACUCAUUACUGGGAAAUGAUGUCACAAAUGAACCUUUCACUGAUUUAAUUAAUCCAGACUUUGAGCCAGAAAGAGCUUCAGUUCGAAUACGUAGUUCAGCUGAUGUUCUUCACGUUUACCUUUGUGCACAGUCAAAAUUGCAGAUCAGUCUUUGCUGUGGGGACCAGUCUCUUGGAAGCACUGAAAUACCCCUGUCUGGACUACUGAAGAAAGGAAAUGUGGAGAUUGAUCAGCAUCCUGUGGCAAUAGAAGGAGCAUUUGUGCUUGUUCCACCCAACAGAGCUAAGCAGAAAUUUCCACAGUUGUCUUUGGAUAUGGCUCCUACUGUUGGAGUAUCUGUAACUCUGCAAAGGGAGACCUUCAGUACCCAGCCUUUGAUUCCCUUAAAUGCUCCAACCAAGCCUAAACAGCCAAGGGAGAAAGUUCUUUCACCUGUUAGUGGAAAAACAGAGGGCCUGCGGCAGAGAUCCCAGAAUGUCCAGUCUCAAGCUGACCACUCCUUAACAGAAGAUGAAGCAACAGAAAGUGAAGCAGAAAGCCUUAGGUUUGAGAAAGGCACAAAACUGAAGAAGAAGGGGCUGGUGGGCGAAUCUUGCCAAGAGGUUAACAAACAGUAUGCUGAAGAGCUUCCAGUUUUCAAAUCUAGGACCAGAGCAACAUUGCCUCUAGUACCAGAUCUGCAAAAUUCCACUGAUAAUGGCCCAGUAGCUGCACCUCAACCCAACCAAGUGGGUGCAUCCAGUCUUUCUGAACAUGUGUCAGCACAGAAAAUUGUAAUUCCAGCAGCCUCUCACCACUUUUGCUUUUCAAUAGACUUACGAAGUAUACGUGGUCUGGAAGUUGGCUUUCCAAUAAAUUGCAUUUUAAGGUACUCAUAUCCAUUUUUUGGCAGUGCAGCACCUAUUAUGACAAGCCCACCUGUAGAAGUCAGAAAGAACAUGGAAGUCUUUUUUCCACAGUCUUACUGUGCAUUUGACUUUGCAACUAUACCUCAGCAGCUCCAAGAUACUUUCUUCAGAUUACCUCUGCUGGUUGAAUUGUGGCACAAGGAUAAAACAGCUAAAGACUUACUCCUAGGGGUGGCAAGACUUCAGCUUUCAAAUGUUUUGGCUUCAGAAAAAACCCGUUUCUUGGGUGGUAAUGGUGAACAAUGUUGGCGUCAGAUUUGUAAUGAAACUGUCAGUGUCACUGCAGCACAAGGGUCAGGCAACAGGAUAGCGGAGCUUUCGUAUGCUAUCACUUUGGAAGACUACGGGCUCGUGAAAGUGCAAGAAGUUCUGGUGUCAGAUUCUUCUCAAUGUGUAGGUGCUGGUCACGAACGGCAGGGCCCUUGCACCCAGCCUACUUGUGCCUCUGAAAACCAUCCACAACCUCGAGAAACUCUUGAGUACAGAGCAGCACUGGAGUUAGAAAUGUGGAAGGAAAUGCAAGAGGACAUUUUUCAAAAUCAGCUUAAAGAGAAGGAGAUGGCUCAUAUGCAAGCACUUGCAGAAGAGUGGAAGAAAAGAGACAGAGAGAGAGAAGCUUUAGUGAAGAAAAAGGUGGCAGAGUACACUGUUUUGGAAGAACAACUUCAGAAAACCCUGAGAGAUCUAGAUAAGCGAGAACGACAGCUUUUUAGUGCUGAGUCAGAGCUUCAAAUAGUAAAGAAGGAGUUGCAAGCAGAGCAUGAACGAAAUCUGCAGGAGCUACAGGAUUCUUUACGACGAGCCAGAGAGGAAUGUGCACACCAGGUAGAGCUAGAAAGGUCAAAAAUCAAGCAGCUGGAAGAAGACAAGGUUCGCUUACAGCAGCAGCUUUAUGAAGCAGAAAAUAAGCAUAAAAUUUUGGAGAAGGAGUUCCAGCAAUACAAAGAACAGCAAAGUAGCAGACCAGAAAUCCAGCUACAGUCAGAAAUAAAUGUCCUCACUUUUGAAAAGGUUGAACUUGAAAGAAAGUUAGAAACAGCUACCAAGACAAAGCUCCAUUUCAAACAACAAUGGACAAAGGUUUUGAAAGAACUUGCAAAGUUAAAACAGCUUCAACAAGAAAAUGCAUUGGCUUACCUUAAAAAACAGCAACAGGAGCUGGAGCACAUGAGGUUGCGCUACUUGGCAGCAGAAGAAAAAGAACUGGGGAAGAGAGACCGACAAGAGCUGGAAGAUAUCAGAAAUGAACUUAACAGGCUGAAGCAACAAGAAGAAGAGAGAAAGCAAUUGCAAGAUGUUAGAGAUAAUUCUGCUGGUAGAGCGGAUAGUCUUCAUUCUAGAAAAUUAAAUGAGAGCAUGGAUGAUUAUCUCUCUCGUCUGAUAGAAGAGAGGGAUACCCUGCUGAGAACAGGAGUGUAUAAUCAUGAAGAUCAUAUUGUAAGUGAACUUGAUCGUCAAAUCAGAGAAGCUAUUACAAAAAGGAACGUCACUAAAUGA